AACAAAUCUCUUUUAUCGUCCGUUGGGGAAAUAGAUCAUUUGUUUACACAAUCUAGAAAGCAAUGAAAAAGAUUUCAUUUCGUCAAUUUUCAGCUUUAAUUGAUCCAUCAGCUGGCAAUCGCAUUUCCAUUGAAUCUUCAAUUCCUCACAAACCGAAUAUAAGAGUUUCAAGCCCAUUCCCUAUCCCUCAUCGAACAAUACCUGAACCCAAAGGACAGGAUCUUGAUUUUGUAAAUGUAGCUCACAGCCACCUAAUUAACUCAGACUGGGCCAAACUAAACUUAUUAUCAUCUGGUCUAACAGGUUUCAGGGUUAAGCAUGUUCUGCUAAAAAUUCAAAGAGACCAUGUACUCUCACUUGAGUUUUUCAAUUGGGUUAAAAGUCAUAAGUCUGACUCGCUUACCCUUGAAACCUAUUCCAUACUUGUCCAUAUUCUCACCAAAAAUCACAAGUUUAAAUCUGCUGAAUCCAUUUUGCGCAAUAUUCUUGCUUCAAAUGUCUUAGAUUUGCCUUCUAAACUAUUUGAAGCAUUACUGUAUUCCUACCGUAUAUGUGAUUCUUCACCUAGGGCUUUUGACUCUCUUUUCAAGACUUUUGCUCAUAUGAAGAAGUGCAGAAAUGCAACUGACACUUUUUGCCGGAUGAAGGAGUAUGGGUUUUUACCUACUGUUGAGUCAUGCAAUGCAUAUUUAAGCUCUUUGCUUAAAUUGCAUAGAGCAGAUAUAGUUUUGUCCUUCUAUAAUGCAAUGCUUCGUAAUCGCAUUUCACCAAAUGUUUAUACAGUCAAUAUGGUCAUGUGUGCCUAUUGUAAAUUGGGAAAGCUACAGGAGGCUGUUGAAAUGUUAGAGACGAUGGAGAGCAGGGGUUUAAGUCCAAAUAUUGCUUCAUAUAAUGUACUGAUUUCAGGAUACUGUAACAAGGGUCUUCUAGUUUUGGCCAUGAAGAUUAAAUGCUUGAUGGAGAAGAAUGGGGUCCAGCCUGGAGUGGUCACAUUUAACACACUUAUCAAUGGAUUUUGUAAGGAGGGUAAACUACAUGAAGCAAAUAAAAUCUUCACUGAGAUGAAGGCCAAUAAUGUAUCUCCUACUAUUGUAACCUAUAAUACUUUGAUAAAGGGAUAUAGUCAAAUUGGUGACAUUGAGCUGAGCAGUCAACUUUAUGAGGAAAUGUCAAGAAAUCAGGUUAAACCUGAUAUUUUGACUUAUAAUGCUUUGAUUUGGGGAUUAUGCAAGGAAGGUAUGACAAAGAAAGCUGCAUAUCUAGUCAAGGACCUUGAGAAGGAGAACCUGGUCCCAAAUGCUUCUACCUUUUCUGCUCUUAUUACUGGCCAGUGUAUGAAAAAGAACUCUGAGCGUGCCUUUCAACUUUAUAAAAGUAUGAUAAGGAGUAAUUGCCAUCCAAAUGAGCACACUUUCGAAAUGUUGAUAUCUACCUUCUGCGAAAAUGAAGACUUUGAUGGAGCCAUCCAAGUCAUGAGAGACGUGAUGGGGAGAUGCAUGACUCCUGAUUCUAGUAUUUUGUCUGAGCUCUGCUGUGGACUUUGCAAGUGUGGAAAAAAUAAAAUUGCAUCAAUAUUAUGUGAUGACUUGGAAGCUAGGCAUCUGUUGCCCAGAGGAUUUGACAAAGUGAAAAUUAUGAGCACCCCUGUAGAGAAUGACAAACAAUUGAUGCUGCGGUAUCAGGGAAAAAAAGAAUGACAAACAACUUAGCUUGUGUGGACCAAAAUGACACCUUAAAUAUCACUUGACAUUAACAUAGAUGGUUUGGAUGAAUGCACUAUCCUCAACUUAUGAUAUGUAGUAGUUUUUGGAAUCAUGGGACUAGUUUAGUAUUUUAGCUUAGGACAAAAUUAAGUGAACCUUAUGAGUCUGCUAACGAGUUGUCAAAAUAAUGUGCAGAGAAACUUUUUUAAUUCAUUUAAUUAGACAUAUUUGUAUGUGAUAUAUUUAUGAAAUGAAAUUAGCAAACAUAUCUUAGAGUGUUUCUUGUCUUUUAUCUUAUUAUUUGUGAAAUCCCUCCUUUAUGAUUAUUGACGGUUCAUUUACAUUUGAAUUUUGAUUCCAUCACGGGUUUUGCUCAAGGUAAAUUCUAGUUCAAUUGAAAGUGAUUCUCUUUCGGGCCUUCGCACGAGGCAGCGACACUUGAACUAGUUUAACGACAAGCCCAGAUCAUCAGCAGUCACAAAUUGAUUCAUAUUAUACAGUUAGAGAGAUGGAUGGGGAAAAAUGUAAAGAGAAGCAAGUUUCAUAAACGGUCCUGUUAUCAUGUGUCUUUCUCUUCUUGAAUAUAUGCUAAUGUACAACAGCUGAGGAUCUAAUAUUGACUUAUCAGCUCUGCGGCCUCCUCAGCUGCGAUAAACUAGAAGUUGCUGAUCCAGUUGCUAACGAGUGCAGGCAUCUUUAUGCGAUCCUUUGGUGUUUAUAGGUGUUCCUUUGUUUAAUGGGUGCUUAUGGACGGGGUCUUCUAUAUGGAAGUGCUAUAUUAUUUACAGAUAGCCUCAUUGUCUGUAAAUAGACAAAGGAUAUGAACAUAUUCAAAUAAAAUAUUUAAUUUGUAAAA
This is a messenger RNA of Neltuma alba, 2559 nucleotides long. Its product is annotated as pentatricopeptide repeat-containing protein At4g26680, mitochondrial-like. Lineage: Eukaryota; Viridiplantae; Streptophyta; Magnoliopsida; Fabales; Fabaceae. The record is from RefSeq and is a predicted model, not a curated record. Bases 63 to 1697 code for a protein of 544 amino acids. The transcript is spliced from 2 exons. Gene Ontology annotation, molecular function: mRNA binding; protein binding.